This is a messenger RNA of Otolemur garnettii (small-eared galago), 2020 nucleotides long. It is a transcript of the gene ZDHHC14, whose product is annotated as zinc finger DHHC-type containing 14. NCBI's taxonomy places the organism in Eukaryota, Metazoa, Chordata, Mammalia, Primates, Galagidae. Gene Ontology annotation, molecular function: protein-cysteine S-palmitoyltransferase activity. The record is from RefSeq and is a predicted model, not a curated record. Gene Ontology annotation, biological process: peptidyl-L-cysteine S-palmitoylation; protein targeting to membrane. Gene Ontology annotation, cellular component: Golgi apparatus; endoplasmic reticulum. The transcript is spliced from 9 exons. Bases 19 to 1488 code for a protein of 489 amino acids.
AGCCGGCUGCCCUCGUGGAUGCCUCCCGGCGGCGGCGGGCCCAUGAAAGACUGCGAGUACAGUCAGAUCAGCACCCACAGCUCCUCCCCCAUGGAGUCUCCCCACAAGAAGAAGAAAAUCGCCGCCCGGAGGAAAUGGGAGGUGUUCCCGGGACGAAACAAGUUCUUCUGCAACGGGAGGAUCAUGAUGGCUCGGCAGACGGGCGUCUUCUACCUGACUCUCAUCCUCAUCCUGGUCACUAGCGGACUCUUCUUCGCCUUCGACUGUCCGUACCUAGCGGUGAAAAUCACCCCCGCCAUCCCUGUGGUUGGUGGCAUCUUGUUCUUCUUCGUGAUGGGGACCCUGCUCCGCACCAGCUUCAGUGACCCUGGAGUCCUCCCGCGAGCCACGCCCGAUGAAGCCGCAGACCUGGAAAGGCAAAUAGAUGUUGCAAAUGGCACCAGUUCCGGGGGGUACCGCCCACCUCCCAGAACCAAGGAAGUCAUCAUCAAUGGCCAGACUGUGAAACUUAAAUAUUGUUUCACCUGCAAGAUUUUCCGGCCCCCUCGUGCCUCUCACUGCAGCCUUUGUGAUAACUGCGUAGAACGGUUUGAUCACCACUGUCCCUGGGUAGGCAACUGUGUGGGGAAAAGAAACUACAGAUUUUUUUAUAUGUUUAUUUUAUCUCUGUCUUUUCUGACAGUCUUUAUAUUUGCAUUCGUUAUCACCCACGUCAUUCUUCGUUCACAGCAAACAGGAUUCCUAAACGCCCUUAAGGACAGUCCUGCAAGCGUGCUGGAGGCCGUGGUGUGCUUCUUCUCCGUCUGGUCCAUCGUUGGCCUCUCAGGUUUCCACACCUACUUGAUCAGCUCCAACCAGACAACGAAUGAAGAUAUUAAAGGAUCUUGGUCAAAUAAAAGAGGUAAAGAAAAUUACAACCCCUACAGCUAUGGAAAUAUCUUCACAAAUUGCUGUGUCGCCCUGUGUGGGCCCAUCUCCCCCAGCCUCAUUGACAGAAGAGGGUACAUUCAGCCCGACACCCCGCAGCCGGCAGCACCCUCCAAUGGCAUCACCAUGUACGGAGCCACCCAGUCACAGAGCGACAUGUGCGACCAGGACCAGUGCAUUCAGAGCACCAAAUUCGUUUUGCAGGCCGCGGCCACGCCUCUGCUGCAGAGCGAGCCCAGCCUCACCAGCGACGAGCUGCACCUGCCUGGGAAGCCGGGCCUGGGCACGCCAUGCGCUAGCCUGGCUCCCGGCCCGCCCACACCGCCCUCCUCCAUGCCCAACCUGGCCGCCGAGGCCACGCUCGCCGACGUCCUGCCCCGCAAGGAGGAGCACGUGGCGCACCAGUUCCUGACGCCAGACGAGGUGCCCUCGCCCCCAGGGCUGCUGGCGGCGGGCAGCCCCCUGGCGCACAGCCGCACUGUGCACGUGCUGGGCCUGGCCAGCCAGGACUCCCUGCACGAGGACUCCGUGCGCGGCCUGGUGAAGCUCAGCUCCGUGUGAGCCGCGGGGGCCCGGCCUGGGGGCAAUGACCUUCUCCUGACCGAGUGCCACGAGAUGACAGCCCAGGGUCUAGGGUGCAGAGAUCCCGUAGAGAGUGGACGGAGCCCUGGCUGAUGGCAGAGGGCAGCAAGACCACGUGCUUAGAGCUUGGUUGUAUUUGAAUUUUCUUCUCCACCCUGAGCACUUUGACAAAAAGGAAAAUAGAGAAAGAGCUGUUUUCGGGUGCUUGGAACUGAAAGGGUGGGCCUGGGGGCCCUGCUGCCUCCAGGCGUAGAAUCUGAGUCUGGGAAGAACAGAGUCUGCCUGGAAGUCACACCUCUGCCUGCUCUGGUGACAGACACAGGGAAGGUGGCCAGACUGAAAUUGCACUUAAGUGUUAUGCUACUAAUAUUGAAAUAGACAUGCCAUCCCAUUUGUUAAUUAAAACAACAAAGAAAACCUAACAGGAACAAACCGACCAGACGUGGGUCUGCAUGCCACGCUGCGUCUGUGUCACAGUGGUGUUGGUAUUCCAAAGGAGAUGCUGCUCUUU